AGUGACCCCUUGCUGUUGCCAUUAAUGGAGUUAUUGUUCCUCUUUUGGCUGCAGCUUCCAGUGUAUCUUUCCUCCAGCUAUACGGUUGGGAAGUGCUGUGUAUCUACAUGCACUGCAUGCCAGGAUACAGAGAAGGACACCCAGCACUCCCGAGCAACCAAGUCCUGCUGAAUCUUCAGAGCAGAGGUAUCAUCCUACCCUUCAGACAUGCUCGCUCUCUUAUGGCAUCGUCCCUGCUGACCUUAAACAUGCCACUGUAGUACCUAUACUAAAAAAAACAUCCAUCGACCCGUCCACCCCCUCUAACUACUGUCCCAUAUCCCUGCUCCCUUUUUCCUCAAAGCUUCUGGAAAGACUUGUCUUUACCCGUGUGUCUCAUUUCCUCAAUUCCAACUCUCUCCUUGACCCCCUUCAAUCUGGCUUCCGCCCUCUCCACUCUACAGAGACUGCCCUUAUCAAAGUUACUAACGACCUAAUCACAGCUAAAUCCAUAGGCCACCACUCCAUACUAAUUCUUCUUGACCUCUCAGCGGCCUUUGACACCAUUGAUCAUGCUCUCUUUCUUCAAACUCUGCAAUCGCUUGGUCUCUGUGACUCUGUCCUCUCAUGGUUUUCCUCUUAUCUCUCCCAACGCUCAUUCAGUGUCUCUUUUUCUAAUGAUACCUCCUCCCCUCGCCCUGUCUCGGUUGGAGUCCCCCAAGGCUCCGUCCUUGGUCCCCUUCUAUUUUCUCUUUAUACUGCCUCUCUUGGCAAACUUAUUACCUCAUUUGGAUUCCACUACCACCUGUACGCUGAUGACACCCAGCUAUAUCUCUCCUCCCCAGACCUCUCCCCUGCUGUCCUGCAACGUGUCACUGCUUGCCUUUCUUCCAUCUCUGACUGGAUGUCCUUCCGCUUUCUGAAACUCAAUCUCUCAAAAACUGAGCUCCUUGUCUUUCCUCCUCCUAAUACUGAUCCUCCUCUUUCGCUCUCCCUUCAAGUUUGUGGUACCAACAUCAGCCCAUCCUUGCAAGCGCGCUGUCUUGGCGUCAUACUUGACUCUGGUCUCACCUUUGAGCCUCACAUCCAGCAUGUUGCCAAAUCCUGUAGAUUCCAUCUUAAAAACAUAGCCCGCAUCCGCCCCUUUCUUGCACCAGAUACUACCAAGGAGCUUGUCCAUGCUCUAAUAAUUUCCCGCAUGGAUUAUUGUAACCCUCUCCUGCUUGGUCUUCCCAAAAGCCGUACUGCACCCCUACAGUCUGUAAUGAAUGCUGCUGCUAGACUGAUUUUCCUCUCUAGUCGGUUCUCUCACACCUCACCCCUCUGCCAGUCCUUACAUUGGCUUCCUGUGUGCUAUAGGAGUCAAUUCAAGGCACUAACUCACACCUAUAAAGCACUGAACAACUCUAGCCCCUCUUAUAUCUCCUCACAGAUCCAUAGGUAUGUCCCUUCUCGGUCUCUCCGCUCUGCCCGUGACCACCUCCUGUCCGUUGUCCGCACCCGUACGGCCAACUCGCGCUUGCAGGACUUCUCGCGGGCGGCUCCCUUCCUAUGGAAUAGCCUGCCUCCCGCCAUCAGACUCUCCCCUAGUCUUGCAUCUUUUAAGAAGUGCCUUAAAACCCAUCUCUUUAGGAAAGCUUAUGGCCUCCAAGACCCCUACCUCACAUACCUGUCUCUUGCCCUCUCCUUAUUUGAUUGCAAAUUCCUGUCCUAAUGUGUUUUACACCCCACCUCCUAUAGAAUGUAAGCUCGAUUGAGCAGGGUCCUCUUCAACCUAUUGUUCCUGUAAGUUGUCUUGUAAUUGUCCUAUUUAUAGUUAAAUCCCCUCUCAUAAUAUUGUAAAGCGCUACGGAAUCUGUUGGCGCUAUAUAAAUGGCAAUAAUAAUAAUUAAGGAUACAACACUUACUGUUUGAAACUAUUGCCAUGCUGGUCCAUGGAGCGGAUGCAGCAGUCAUGCCUCUCUGACCACACCAUUUUCGCAUGAAUUUCUGAUAAUUCGCACCUUUUCACAUUCAAGGACAGGAGCAGAUCACCAAAAAAAGCUUGAGCCUAUUGCAGUGUGUGUCUUGGAGCUUCAGCUUUAACAGUCCUUGUUUUAAUGUGAUACUGUAUCCCUCUUGAUCAGGUUUACUGAGAGACAUGGCAUAUACAGUGAGGGGGAAAAAAAGUAUUUGAUCCCUGCUGAUUUUGAACAUUUGCCCACUGACAAAGAAAUGAUCAGUCUGUAAUUUUAAUGGUAGGUAAAUUUUAACAGUGAGAGACAGAAUAACAAAAAAAAAUUAAUCCAGAAAAACGCAUGUUAAGAAGGUUAUAAAUUAAUUUGCAUGUCAAUGAGUAAAUAAAGUAUUUGACCCCUUCGACUAACUUGGCGGCAAAAACCUUGUUGGCAAUCACAAAGGUCUGACGUUUCUUGUAGUUGGCCACCAAGUUUGCACACAUUUAUAUUACAUUUUUAUCCCACUCCUCUUUGCAGUUCCUCUCCAAGUCAUUAAGGUUUCGAGGCUGACGUCUGGCAACGUGAACCUUCAGUUCCCUCUACAGAUUUUCUAUGGGAUUAAGGUCUGGAGACUGGCUAGGCCACUCCGGUACCUUAAUGUGCUUCUUCUUGUGCCACUCCUUUGUUUCCCUGUCUGUGUGUUUUGGGUGAUUGUCAUGCUGGAAUGCUUAUCCAUGACCCAUUUUCAAUGCUUUGGCUGAGGGAAGGAGGUUCUCACCCAAGAUUUGACGGUACAUGGCGCCAUCCAUGUGGUGCAGUUGUCCUGUCCCAUUAGCGGAACCCCCCCCUGCCAAGCAUAAUGUUUCCAGCUCCAUGUUUGAAGGUGGGGAUGGUGUUCUUGGGAUUAAUGGUAGCAUUCCUCCUCCUCCAAACACGGUGAGUUGAGUUGAUGCCAAAGAGCUCUAUUUUGGUCUCAUCUGACCACAACACUCACCCAGUUCUCCUCUGAAUCAUUCAGGUGUUCAUUGGCAAACUUCCGACGGGCCUGUACAUGUGUUUUCUUGUGCAAGGUGACCUUCCGGGCGCUGCAGGAUUUCAGUCCUUCACGGCUUAGUGUGUUACCAAUUGUUUUCUUGGUGACUAUGGUCCCAGCUGCUUUAAGAUCAUUAACAAGAUCCUCCCGUGUAGUUCUUUACUGAUUCCUCAUGAUCAUUGAAACUCCAUGAGGUGAGAUCUUGCAUGGAGCACCAGACCGAAGAAGACUUACCGUUAUUUUGUGUUUCUUCCAUUUGUUAAUAAUAGCACCAACUGUUGUCACCUUUUCACCAAGCUGCUUGGCGAUGGUAUUGUAGCCCAUUCCAGCCUUGUGUAGGUCGACAAUCUUGUCCCUGACAUCCUUGGACAGCUCUUUGGUCUUGGCCAUGGUGGAGAGUUUGGAAUCUGAUUGCUUCUAUGGACAGGUGUCUUUUAUACAGUUAUACAGGUAACGAGCUGAGGUAAGGAACCCUCCCUUUAAGAGAGUGCUCCUAAUAUCCGCUUAUUAACUGUAUAAAAGACACCUGGCAGCCAGAAAUCUUGCUGAUUUGAUAGGGAAUCAAAUACUUAUUUCACUCAUUUACAUGCAAAUCAAUUUCUAAUGUUUUUGACAUGCAUUUUUCUGGGUUUUUGUUUUUGUUAUUAUGUCUCUCACUGUUAAAAUAAACCUACCAUUAAAAUUAUAGACUGAUCAUUUCUUUGUCAGUGGACAAACGUUCAAAAUCAUAAAAUACUUUCCCCCGUCACUGUAUGCCAUAUGCCUAAUAGAACCUAGUGUUGAUAUAGUGGAUGGAAGUUUACACUUUUCUUAAACUGAUGUAAUCACAAUUUGGACCUGCAAAUGCAAGUGACUGAAAGUCAUUGUCCUGACUUGCUAUUUUGCUUUCAAGUCCUUUGUUUUUGCUGUCAAGUCUGUGAGGUUGGACUUGCACGUGUGCGACAGGUGGCAUUCAUUUCUGGUUUAUUUUUUUUAUACUUGUAUGUUAGACUAUAGAGAAGGUAAUUUCAUUAACAAACAAGUUUCAGAUUCCACCAGUAGGUGUCACUAUACACACAGAAAAGCUUUCAUUGCAAGAUUUUCAUUCGUUUGUUGUUGUGCCUCUGUUGCUCUGGUGCUGCACUGGUGUUACUACCAACCACUUAGGAAAGGUAUUUUAGAAGGGAUCUCCCUAGCACCCUGUAACUUCAGGUUUCCUUAAUGAAAAUAAAUUAACUUAUUUUUGUAAUGAUUUUUACAUUUUGGGGUUGGAGGGAAUGGAGUGUUAUUUAAAGUGUAAUGGGUCGACAAGACUGGGUAUUAUUGAUAAUGGCCUAGAGAAUUUAUUUUAUUUUUUUCUAGACUAAAAUCUUGAAAACAAAUUCACCAAUGAAGCUUGCUUUUCACUUUAAUUAGCUAGUUUCCUAUUCUCCACCAUUCCCGGCUUGGUGAUUAAUCCCUAGGAACUUGGUUCAUAUAGAAGGAUGUAUUCACUAGUGAAUUGUUAUAUUCCUUGUCCCCUUGACCCUGGAAUGUAAAUCAUUGCAGUUUCAGUAAUCCAGCGCCGUGGAAUGUCUCCUCUCUCCCGCUUGAUCUUCCUAGUGUGACGUCAUUUUUCAUGAUGAUCUAUGGGCGCAUAGACCAUGUUCAGCAAUCUACACGAUCUGCCAAUCUAAUGCUUCUUGAGAAGAAAAAGCAUUAGGUGUGCUUGGUGGUGUCCAUGAAGACCUUUAAAAAUCAAAGGAGAAAAUGGAUCUGGUGGCUGUCUGGUUGACCGCCACUAGAAAUUUGUUUUUUGGCCCAAUGUCAAAAUUGCUUUUUCUCAGAAGCAUCAAUGAUGUACACUGUCAGAGAAGAGCCAGUACCUAUUCACCAAAACCAAAAUAUAAAGAUGUGUGCUCAGAGCAUCCCUUUUGAGGUUAAAAUCGCUAAACUGUUUGAGUCAAGCAACCCAGUCAUAAACUAGAUUCUGCUUCAAGCGAUGGUUUAAAUUAAAGUUAUUCAUUAAAGUGUGAGUAUUUGGGAAUCCAGGGUAAAUUUAAAAUCUUAAAUCAUACAUACUUGUGCACUUUCUUACAAUUUUUUUUUUUCUGUCAAACUUGCUCCCCUCAGUUCUUUCAUUGCUGCUCCCUGUUCUUGCUAUUUCUCUCACCAUUCAUUCCAAACAGUGAUCACCCCAUACUGUUGCUCUUUCUCGCACUCCUCUUUCUCACUGCUUUGGGAGGUAUAAAAUCAGGACUGGACUGAAAGCGUGCCACUGAUAAAAUACCCAGUAGCCCAGGACCUACAUGUGCCUUGUUGGCAGAUUGCCCUCACUAUUUAGAAAGGGCAACAAUGCAUGAUGACUGUUAUGUUAUUAAAAGGACACUAUAGUCACCAGAACAACUACAGCUUAAUGUAGUUCUGGUGAGUAGAGCCUCACACUUCAUACCUCCGAGGUAGAUAAAAUGAUUACCAUUCAAUUGGUUAAUGGUAACAAACCCUAGGAUGUUGGUCUACAGUAACAUCGCCAGGAUGUACUUGAAAACCAGAGUAAUCUGAAUGUACCUUUCCUGGUUAAAUACUUUGUUAUUAUUAUUAUUGAUACUUUAGAGAGAGUUCAGAGAAGGGCUACUAAACUGGUUCAUGGAUUGCGGGAUAAAACUUACCAGGAAAGGUUAAAGGAACUUAACAUGUAUAGCUUGGAGGAAAGACGAGACAGGGGGAUAUGAUAGAAACAUUUAAAUAUAUAAAGGGAAUCAACACAGUAAAGGAGGAGACUAUAUUUAAAAGAAGAAAAACUACCACAACAAGAGGACAUAGUCUUAAAUUAGAGGGACAAAGGUUUAAAAAUAAUAUCAGGAAGUAUUACUUUACUGAGAGGGUAGUGGAUGCAUGGAAUAGCCUUCCAGCUGAAGUGGUAGAGGUUAACACAGUAAAGGAGUUUAAGCAUGCGUGGGAUAGGUAUAAGGCUAUCCUAACUAUAAGAUAAGACUAGGGACUAAUGAAAGUAUUUAGAAAAUUGGGCAGACUAGAUGGGCCGAAUGGUUCUUAUCUGCCGUCACAUUCUAUGUUUCUAUGUUUCUAUUAUAGAGAUUUGUAGAAGUUGGUAGGUUUUUGGUCACAGUGAGUGGGUGAAGGUAACUCCAGGUUAUAGUGUUUUUAGUUUGACCUCAAUGAUAAACAUUAUCACACAGCCAAGUUCUGCCACGUCCCAACAUCAGGUUUAUUUGUUGUCCCUGCAGGGCAAAUUCCAACCACUUCAGAAAAACAUUCUCCAUAAACGCUGCAGUUUAUUAAAUGGAAAACGUUUGGAGAAUCAGUGACAGCAGUAUUUGGCCUACUAAAUAAUGACUUGUUAGAAGGCAGUCUACAGAUUUCGGCAUCUUAUUUGCCUAAUAACAAAACAGUGCUUGCCAGGGAAGCUUUCUGUAAUACAUAAUGUGUGUGUAUGUAUAUAAUCAUGCACUGUUCACGCAAAUGUAAACCUGAUACAGUUCAGAGAAAGAAAAAUAAAACAUGAUUUAUUUUGAGACAAAAAAUAAGAACACGUCUACUUAUCUUAGAUUAGGAUAGAGAUUACAGCAGUCUAGUGUGGAAUGAGACGUCCUGAUUCCCUUGGCACAAAUUGUCUUCGUGCUCCCUUACUGUGUAUGCUGUAUUACAGCAGAAGAUAACUUAGUUUGAUGUUAGUUGUACCCUUUAAGAGAGAGGGUUAAGGAAAGUGAUUUCUUCUAACUAGUGGUAAGGGGGCCCAUUACCAUGGAACAAGGCCAGCGUAAUUCUGACAUCAUAACCAGAUGUUUGGAAUAACACUUUAACCCCUUAAGGACACAUGACACGUGUGACAUGUCAUGAUUCCCUUUUAUUCCAGAAGUUUGGUCCUUAAGGGGUUAAAUUAAAGGACCACUGUAGGCACCCAGACCACUUCAGCUCAAUGAAGUGGUCUGGGUGCCAGAUCCCUCUAGUUUUAACCCUGCAGCUGAAAACAUAGCAGUUUCAGAGAAACUGCUAUGUUUCACUAAGGGUUAAUCCAGCCUCUAGUGGCUGUUUAACUGACAGCCGCUAGAGGCGAUUCUCACUGUGAAAAUCACAGUGAGAUGAUUCUGGACGUCCAUAGGAAAGCAUUGAGAAAGGGGUUUUAACCCCUUCAGCCCAGCGGGAGGGGGGUCAUGAGGGCGUAGGGGAAGACCUAAUGACCCUAUAGUGCCAGGAAAGCAAGUUUGUUUUCCUGGCACUAUAGUGGUCCUUUAAGCACUCCUUCUGGUCUUGCAUUUCUUAUUGACUCAGACUGUUCACUGGUUGCCUCAUACUGUGCCAUGCAUCUGGCUGCAGACCACAUGUUCCUUCAGUAUAAUGAGCUGUGCAGGGCCAGUCCGGGGGAUCAAUUAUUUUCCCUACCAGCCUGUGAAUGCUGAUAGUGUAGUUAUUCCUCAGACAGUUGUCCGGUUGAUCUGACCCUAAAAACAAGCCAACUUGUUAAAGUAUAAUCUCCGUAAUCCGAAAGGGGAAAAGCCCCGCUCCUUUAGAGUGUCCCUUUAAAGGUUCAAAAAUAAAUAUGAAUUGGAGUAGCAUUUCAGUGUGUGAAGAUUAGACCUCUACAUGUUAACUGUGUAUAUCAUACACACAUUACACAGAAACUCCUGGGUUAACGGCUGUAAACGCUGUGUUGGAAAAUCUAUUAUCCAACGUGUGAUUUAUACCAAAUACUAUGUAAUUACAGGCACUGCAGGGAUAACGUAGGAUAUUCAAUACUAACCAUACAGCUUAGCUAUUGUGAAAUAACAUUCUAGUAAAUGUCACAUCUUCUACCUGUUUGACAUCCCUGAAUAAUGUGUCUGCUUCUCUGUGUCUACAAUGAAACGUUUGCUGUUACAAUGGCUUGUUGUUCGCGAUUAGCAUUAUUUUUAUAACCUACGUAAUUUAUUCAUACUCUGAAAAUUAGAGAAAUCUCUUCAUUCCGGUUUAAGAAACAAAAAUAAAACACAUUCAAUACUCAAUACAUAACUGAAUACCAGUGGCAGUAGCUGUCCAUGUCAACUGCUAUCAGUGGGCUGCCUUGCUGGAAUUAUCCAUGUGGUCAUUACCCCAUUGCACUAUUUGACUGAUCAGGUGUCCAGUCCCUCCAAAAGCUAUGUGAGACAUAAAGAAGAUUAAUUUAGCAAGGCAAGUGGUAGGCCAUAGUUAUCUUGGAUAACACUCGUAGCACUGCAUGAGUUUGUAGACAGCAUUAAUUUAAAAGCUGGCAGAGCAUCAUGGGAAAUGUAGUCCUGGAUCCUUCACAUUACCAAGGUUAACCAAUGUUGAACUAGAAUAAUCAGAGCGUAGAAAUACGCAAGCAGAGAACGUGGCAGUGGUACAUUGUACGCAUUGCUGGUUAUGGGAUUGGCAAGCAAGUAUCUCUGUCAGGAUUUUUAACAUCACAGUGAUAAUCCUCUUCAUACUAAUUAAAGGGACACUCUGGGUACCAAAACCACUUCAGUGCACACAUGCUGUCCCUCGUCUUGGACAAUGUAAAACGUUGCUGUUUUUGAGGAAAACACGUCUCUAGUGGCUAUCAAGCAGAAAGCCAUUAGAGGCACUUCCUACUUACAUGCUUCCGUUUUUGAAGGACUUUAUGUUCAGCGUCAUCGCACACAGCAUGCUGAUUGGUGGAUGUGUUGUGUGUCUUCAAAGCAGCUGAUUGGACAAAAGUCAUUAGAAUUGAUGACUUCACUGGAGAGCUGCAGUGACGAGUCUAUCCCCCACUGGCAGCAAUGGGAAAACAUGUUAUUUUCAUUAUUAUUAAUAAUAGAAGUUAAAACUGAGCAAAAUAAUAAUAACAAUAUUUAAGAAUUGGAUAUAAAUAAAUAAACAAGACAGGGAAAGAGGGAAAAAAAUAAAAGUAUAGACAGAAAAGGAAAAUAUUGUAGUUAUUGUUCCUAUAAUCUCAGUAUGAUUUAUUAUUACUAACAUUUACAGAGUACAUGUAAACAAACAUGCCAACACCAGUCCUUUUAAGUGUAGUCAGCAAGUUAAUAUCGAUAACUGAAACUGAAGCGGCUUUCACGAAUGUAUUAAGAGGAUGACUCGGAAGUAGAAUACCAGAUUGCCAUGUUAUUGUUUUGGGAGACGUCUUGUCUACAUUUUGUUGGACAGAACCAGUAUGUGGAAUUCAGGAACUCCCUAUUUCAGUGGGACCUGUCCACCUGAACUCGGGACGGUUGGGAGGCAUGCAUUAAGCUCCUGGGGUGAAAUAAAUAAACAAUUCUCAAAUAAUUCACCUAGAUCAAUUAACUGAUUUCAUAUUGAAAGCUCAUGAACACUACAUACGACCAGGCUGCUUUAGAAAUACUGUCCUGCAUAUACGGUGAUAUGGCAGUCCUAACCAGAAUACACAUUUGAUGCUUUGAGACCUAUGGUGGACUGAUUAAAGGAACACUACAGGCAUUAAAAGAAUCUUUAGCUUAAAGGACCACUCUAGGCACCCAGACCACUUCAGCUUAAUGAAGUGGUCUGGGUGCCAGGUCCAGCUAGGGUUAACCCAUUCUUUUAUAAACAUAGCAGUUCCAGAGAAACUGCUAUGUUUAUGAAUGGGUUAAGCCUUCCCCCAAAGCCUCUAGUGGCUGUCUCAUUUUCACAGUGAGAAGACGCUAGUAAAUGCUUUCCUAUGCGACCGGCUGAAUGCGCGCGCAGCUCUUGCCGCGCAUGCGCAUUCAGCCCAGGAGGCGGAUCGGAGGAGGAGAGCUCCCCGCCAAGCGCUGGAAAAAGGUAAGUUUUUACCCCUUUCCCCCUUCCAGAGCCGGGCGGAAGGGGAACCCUGAGGGUGGGGGCACCCUCAGGGCACUAUAGUGCCAGGAAAACGAGUAUGUUUUCCUGGCACUAUAGUGGUCCUUUAAUGAACCAGUUUUUGUGUAUAGAUCACACCACUUCAGUCUCCCUGCUCAAUUAUCUGCCAUUUAAGAGUUAAAUCACUUUGUUUCUGUUUAUGCAGUACACCUUCCCUGGUUGUGACGGACACAGCCUGCAUGAAAACCCAAUGGUUUUAUUUUCAAUCAGAUGUAACUUACUUUAAAAGUUAUCUACUGAUCUGUAAAUUAAACUUUAAUCAUGCAAAGGAGGCUCCUGGUUCUAUCUAUUAACAAAGCUGGAGAUAAAAAAAAUAAAAAAUUACAAGUUAAACAGACUGUGCAAUAAAGUUUAGAUGUUCAAUAUCUUUUUACAGGAAAUGUGUAAGUCACAUGCAUGUGUAAGUUAGACUGCAGGCUAUGAUCUAUGCAGCAAAACCACUCCCCUAACAUACACCACAAAGCUGGUGCUCAUAGAAUCAGAUGCUGGUAGGAGCGGGUAGAGGGGGCCGGCCAGUGACCCAAUCAUGUCACUUGUUCUGCCCCCAAAGGGUGGAUAUACCCAGAAAGGAGCGGAUCUGCUCCCUUUACAGGCAGGUCAGUCUAGCAUGAAUGCAUGCCAGGCUGCUGGCCAAUCAUAUUGGGUCAGCCCAGUGAGGGCAGGCUCUGUGGAGAGCACUGUUUCAGUACUCCUUGCAGGGUCCUAGUGCCCUGAACACUGGCGUACAUACCGCGGUCGCAGGGGUCGCGGCUGCGACUGGGCCGGCACUCCAGGGGGCCCGGCUGCCCUGCGACCCGGUAUGUACGCUAGUGUGGCCACAUUUUGCCAGCCUCUUCUCCUGACGUAAUUCGGGUUCUGGCAUCAGUAAGCGGCGCGUUGAAAUCAGGACGGUUGGGAGGCAUGCAUUAAGCUAAAGUUGUUUUGGUGCCUAUAUUGUCCAUUUAAAAGUCAGGAGGCAGAGUUUAUUUGCUGUAUUGAGGGGGACAGGUGGAGAGGGUCCAUUUUGAGGAGUUGCUCCCUUUUAAAAAUAAAAUAAAAACCCUUGGGCGGAGGGGUUAUGUUUUAAUUUGCAUUAGUCAGGAUAAAGAUAAUUAACAGGGAAGAUAAUUUGACAUUACUACAUCAGGAGUCAGGUAUACCGUCAGGACAAAAGACACAGUAACAAUAAAACACUGUCAUGAUAUUGACAAUGACAAACAAAAUACUGUCCAGGCACUCAACUAUUAAAGACAGGCAGCCAUUUAAUGUAGCAUUUCACAAGGCAACGUUUAGGUCACAAACCAUGACCUUUAUCAAGCCAUUACAGAGCUUCCCUGCAAAAAAUGUAUCUUCUGUGUUUAGAAAUCAGUCUGUGUGGCAUUUGAGGGAUUCAGGGAUAUGCCUGCAUUUUGGAUCUGGACCGCCUUUUUGGGUGGGAUCAGUCUUAUAUGCAAAUGGUACAAGAUGAGCUAAAACUAGCCUGAGAUCUGAGAGGGAACCCACUGAAGGGCAGGCUAUUUGAGCUGUUGUCCGUUCUCAGUAGUCUCUUGCACCUUGUUUUUUUCUGUCCCGCCUUCCUGAUUUAGUUCCCUGGUAACCUGCAUCCAGGGCCGGUGCAAGGAUUUUUGCCGCCCUAGGCAAAAGACAAAUUUGUCGCUCCCACCCCAUGUGACAUCACAAUGCCCUACCCAUAUGAUCGGCCAUAUGAACUAACGCCAGUGCUGCACACAGUGUGUGUUUACAUUAAAAGGCCUGCAGGGACAGGCUAUAGACACCAGAACCACUUCAUUAAGCUGCAGUCGUUCUGGGGACUAUAGUGUCCCUUUAAUGUGAGGUGAAUUACAGAUUAGUGUCACUAAUAAUAUACUAGAUUGCCUACUUACAACCAGAUGAGGAUGGUGAUGGGCUCUGGCUGCACUUUGGCUCCACUGGUCUCCUCACCACCCCCUCCCUGUGUUCUCCUUGCCCUUACCUCCCUGUGUUCUAGUCACGCCUCCCUCCCUGUGUUCUCCUCACUCCCCCCUCCCUCCCUGUGUUCUCCUCCCUCCCCCUCCUCCCCUGUGUUCCCCUCACCCUCCCCUCCCUCCCUGUGUUCUCCUUACCCCCCCUCCCUCCCUGUGUUCUCCCCCACUCCCCUCCUUCCCUGUUUUCCCUCACCCCCCCUCCCUCCCUGUGUUCUCUCCCACCCCCUCCCCUCCUGUGUUCUCCUUAGCCCCCUCCCUCCCUGUUCUCCUUACCCCCCUCCCUCCAUGUGUUCUCCUUACCCCACAUGUUCUCCUCACACCCCCUUCCCUGUGUUCUCCUCACACACACUCCCACUGUGUUCUCUUCACAUCCCCACCCCAUGUUCUUCUCACCCCCCCUCCCUGUGUUCUCCUCACCUCCCCUUCCCUGUGUAGCGUGGCCGUGCUCUUUUCCGGUCCGCGGUACAGGAGCUUCUGUUUCUUGUACCCAGACGGACUGAAAGGAAGUGCACACUUAGUGAGCACUUCCCAUCAGUCCGGCCGGGUACAGGAAAUUGAUGAGAGGCAGUGCUGCAGCCACCUGAGGCUCUCUAUAGAGCGCUCAGGCGGAUGCAUUAGAAGGGCCGGCGUUGAGGGUGCAGGACAACCCCUCCUCUGUGGUACCCUAGGCGGCUGCCUAGGUCGCCUUAUAGGAAGCGCCGGCCCUGCCUGUAUCCAUGGACACCAGGGAACUGUCCUCAGGCAGCACAGCGCAAGCACCAGGGAACAGUCCCCUUUAGUCCUCCCACCACUUUUUCAGGCGGUUUAUUAUGGGUAUCACAGUGUCAGUGUCCCCUGUCACGGCAAGGGUGUAUAAUUUAUUAUUACACUAUGGAAUAUCAUCCUUUAAUGUAAUUUGUGUAGUAAAUGGCACAAAUUACAGAGAUGCUAUUGCUGAGGUCAACAGGGGUUACAUCUUUUGAGCUGGGACCCCCACAUAGGUCAGAUGACAGAAGGGGUAGUGUGAAUGGCAUAGGGAUGUGAAAAGGAUUUUACUAUAUGGUUGUGAAGUAAUCAAGGCUCUGCAAGGUGUGAGGUUCUACACUUGGAAAAAGUCUGAAUGUCUCUUCAUCCAUUUGGCAUGUACCUUGUAAAGGAUAGUUCAAUCAUUUGAAAUGGUAAUGGGAUUCGUUUCAUGAAGAUCCUUGUGUUCCAGUAUCUUAUCCAAGUGAAACAUUCAUACUUACCCACAGGUUAAUAAUUAAGCCUCAUUUUUAUUAUAUUUGGAAUGGGACAAGCCCAAUCUUUUAAUUAAGCCCAAACAUGAGUUGCACAACUUAAACCGUGUGGCAGGACUUGUGAUGUCCAUCCUAUUGGAUCGUGGGCGGGGCGUGCAACAUGUCUUUGGAAUGGGAAAACAAUAACAAAUUCAUAGAGGCAAUUUUUAUUUCUGUGGCAAGUACAGUAGAGGAGAUAAAAUCAAAAGUUUGUAUGUGGGUUGUUGGUUUCUGGAACAAAGGAGGUGGUCACUUAGUAUCCCUAUUGCUCCACCCCUGGAUGAGGCGUGGCAAUUCACAGGGUAUAUCUCCUGUGAUCCUGAAGGGUGUUUGUGUACUUGCUUGGGGCCAAGAUCUAAUUUUGAGUGAGUCACCAUCUUUCCUUGCCAGAGACCCCCUGGACAGAAGUUGUACUUUGAAAACCUAAGUGAGUAAUUAGGACUUCUGUAUUUUAUCCUUUUUGUUUUUAUCUGUUGUUGGUGUAAAUAAUUUGUUUAUCAUAUAUUUUUAUAUGCACUGUGACUAUCUUUUGCUCAUAAUAAACAUUCAUUUAUUAAGUUUUGCCUUUGUCUGGUUAAGAAUCACGUUACCUGAAGAGACUAGUUAGUAUUUUUAUAAUUCCUUAAAUAUUGUGCUAAGUAAUAUUUGGUGGGUUUUAUUAUUGAUUUACCUGGGGGACCAAGGCACCCCAUUUAUAAAUUGUCUUGGUGGUGGCAGCGUUAAAAUAGUAAUAGUUAUAUUAUUAUGUUUAAGUGUGGGUGGUGUUAAAGGGGGGAUUUUGUCAUUAUUUCCGGUCUAGUGCAGACAAAUGGGAGACAUAGGGGCACUUGGAGACAUGUGGACACUGAGACAUUUGGGGACACUGUGUCCCUAGUGUCUGUGUCCCCAUUUCUCCCAGUGGCCCCAUUUCUCCCAGUGUCCCCAAAUGUCUCAGUGUCCACGUGUCUCCCAGUGUCCCCUAUUCUCCCUGUGUCUGUGUCCCCAUGUCUCUCAGUGUCCCUAGUGUCUCAGUGUCCCUAUGUCUCCCAGUGUCCCCAAAUGUCUGUGUCCCAUGUCUCCUAGUGUCUGUGUCCCCAUGUCUCCCAGUGUCCCCAAAUGUCUGUGUCCCCAUGUCUCUGUGUCCCUAGUGUCUCAGUGUCCCAAAAUGUCUGUGUCCCCAUGUCUCCCAGUGUCCCUAGUGUCUCAGUGUCCCCAUGUGUCUGUGUCCCUAGUGUCUGUGUCCCCAUUUCUCCCAGAGACAUGGGGACACUGAGACACUAGGGACACUGGCUGAGAGACAUGUGGACAUUGGGAGAUUUGGGGACACUGGGAAACAUGGGGACACUGAGAGACAUGAGGACAUAGACACUGGAAGACAUGGAGACACUGUGUCCCGAGUGUCUCUGUGUCCCAAUGUGUAUCCCAAUGUCCCUAUGUCUCACAGCGUCCCCCUUGUCUCACAGUGUCCCCAUGUUUCCCAGUGUCCCCAUGUUUCCCAGUGUCCCCAUAGUGUCUCAGUGUCCCUAUGUUUCCCUGCUGCCUUUCCCCUAAUCCCUCACUUCCCUGAGCUGUAGUCUGUCUCUGCAGGCUGGGAGUUGCCUUCUGAACUCUCUGUGCUGUGUAGCUGCCCCCUGCGGAUUAGUGAGUAGAGAGUGGCAGGGAGGGAUAUGCUGUAACUUCCUAUACCUGCCUCUCUCCACGCACAGUGGCCCCUACUUGCUGGUGCUGGUAUUGCAGAGUAAUCUUCGUUUAUACUGAGAAAAAUAUCUGCAUUUGUAUUGCCGGUAUUACUGCAAUACCGGCAUGGCCAGGCAGCCUCAAAUACCGUCUGUGCCAGUAAAAUCAGGUGGCAAACCUAAGAGUAGUGUGUAAAAUAAUUGAAUUUUUUUUAAAUAGGCCUAUUCCAUGGGCCUGGGCCUGGGCCUGGGCCUGGGCCUGGGCCUGGAGCUGCAGCUCCAUCAGCCCCUAUGUUAAUCCGGCCCGGACUGAGCCAACUCCCUGACACCCCCAUAGAUACAAGCAUAAAGGUGCACUCAGCUCUCCCUCUUGUGUCCUGCCUUGCAGGCUUUGGUGAACACUGCUAAUGUCUUCUCAGGCCACAAUGAGCCUGGCUCCAAAAGAGACUCCCAGUGGCCUUCUCUCUCUCUCUGUUUUGCUACAGGAACUAGUGGCAGUGAACUCUAAACACUCUAAUUCUCACAGUGAGAGGGAAACUGGCCCCUUAAAUUUCAGAUUCUCUAGUGCGAUUGCAAUGUCUGUACCACUUAUAGUUCCGCCACCAUUGUAUAGUGGAAAAAAAAACUGAAUAACACCAUUAAAAAAAAAAAGAAAGAAAGAAAACAAGCUUAAUUAAGCUCAGUAGACAUAUCACGAGUUGGACAAGCUGAGUUAGGGAAUUGUUCUAGCUGCAAGUUUUGAACUACAUUUUAAAACCAAAGUUGUCAAAUCAGCCAGUCUCAUUCAUACAGCAUUUUGUUUUCCUUUUUAUUUGAACAAUAAUAACUCUGACAAACACUCUUUUUAAGAACACUUUCAUUUUUCUUUCUUUCAAGUUCUUAACUCCUUGUUGAGAGCCAAAUUUGAUUUCCCAUGCUGUUUCAGUAGGUUCCCAGCACAUGGAACAGUCAUAUUGUAUCUAUCAGCCUACGUGAAGCUGCCCACAUUAAGAUGUUUACUGUAAAGACGUUGUCUUCAUCAGUGCAACAAAUAUUCCCCGACUCUAACAGGGUUAUCUACUAAAGAGUGAAUUGUGGGUAAUUCAAAGUGAAUUUCAAAUCCAAGACCAAAGUAGCCAAAAUUUCCCAGUUCGACCAUUAUGGCCUUAAAAUUUAAAUUCAACUCUGAAUCCCCAAGAAUUUUCACUUUUGCGAAUAAUUGUGUGAAACAAGCCUAAUUAGCAAAAUAUAAGGUGCAAGAGAGUACUGAGAACAGACAACAUCUCAAAUAGGCUGCCCUUCGGUGGGCCCAGGGCCGGCGCUUCCUUUGGCCACUUAGGCAGUGGCCAAGGGCGCCAGCUUCAUGGGGGCGCCUCUGGCAAGCCUGCUGCUAACGGUGUUUGUGACUGUCCGGGCAAUUGGACAGCCCAGACAGACCCAGUAACGAAUUUUAAAACUGGCCAAAUGGCCAGAAAUAGUAAAAAUAAAAUCAGAAUGGCAGUCAGGUGCCAGUGGCCACAGUGCAGCCAUUACUUACAAGCUGCAGAAUUAACUCCAGGCAUGCCGGCGCCUGGCUGUACUAGAUCCCCAUCCCAUGAUGUAGCUUACGGGCACAACAUCCGUGUGCUCCACCCCCUGCCCUGUGCGUGGGGACAUGGGAGGGUAGGAUUAAGGAAGGAGGAAGUGGGGCAAGGCGGCAGAGUGUCCCAGUAAGCCUUUUACUGGGUGCACUUCUCACUCGCUCCCGUCCCCUGCACUGUACAUGGGGACAACUGAUAUUUGAAAUGAAGGUAAGUGUGUUUCAGAGAAUGUGUGUGUCUGCAUGGGUCAGUGUGUGUUUGUGUCAGUGUCAGCCUGCAAAGGUCAGUGUGUUUGUGUCUGCAUGUAUCAAUGUGUGUUUGUCUGCAUGUAUCAAUGUGUGUGUUAAUAUGCAUGGGUCAGUGUGUGUGUGACUGCAUGGGUCAGAGCAGUGCAUGUGUCAGUCUGCAUGGGUCUGUGUAUGUAUGUGUGUGUGUGUGUCAGUCUGCAUGGGUCAGUGUGUGUGUCUGCCUGCAUGGGUCUGUUUGUGUGUGUGUGUCUGCAUAGAUCAAUGUUUGUGUGUGUGUAUUUGCAUGGAUCAUUGUGUGUGUGUGUGACUGCAUGGUUCAGUGUGUGUGUGUCUGACUGCACGGAUCAGUCUGUGUGUGACUGCAUGGAUCAGGGUGUGCGCAUGGAUCAGUAUGUCUGCAUGGAUCAGUGUGUGUGUCUGCAUGGAUUAGUGUGUGUGUGUGUCUGCAUAGAUCAGGAUGUGUCUGCAUGGGUCAGUGUGUGUAUGUGUCUGCAUAGAUCAGUGUGUGUGUGUCUGCAUGGUUCAAUGUGUGUGUGUGUCUGCAUCGGUCAGUAGUGUGUGUGUCUGCAUGAGUCAGUGUGGGUAUCACUCCUCAAGUGUCAGUGUGUGUGUGUCAGUUUGUAUAGGUCAGUGAAUUUGUCUGUGCAUGGGUCACUGGUUGUGAACAUGUAUGUAUGUAUGCGCAUGUGAUUGCAUUUGUGCACUCAGGACAGUUUAAUUUCAAAAUUUUAAAAAAACAAUACUUUUAAACGAACACUUUAGUGUUUGGAAUCUAAGCCUGUAUUCUGAACACUAUAGUGUUUCUGUCCCUACAAUGAUUCAGUGUUUAAAAAGAUAAAUAAAAUGUAAAAGAAAGUGAAUGGGGCGGCAAAAUCUUUUUUGCCUAAGGCUGCAAAAACCCUUGCACUGGCCUUGGGUGGGUCCCCGCUCAGAUCUCAAGCUGGUUUUAGCUCAUCUUGUGCCAUUACAAAAAGAACCAGGCCAUUUCCAUAUCAGAACAGGUCCAAAUUAUCUUUCACCCUGUUUUAUGAGUCUAAUUAUGGUGUUUUGCAAAAUGUAUUUUAAUGCUAAUUCUAUAACAUUGAAAGAAGGGGUCACUGAAUUCAUUGUAUAUUUUAUAUACGGGUCACAACAUUAAUUCAAAGUAUUUUGGGUCCCAGGCAAGGGGUUAAAAAGACUCUAUAUGUAUAGUAUAUUUUAUAUAUCUUUACAUAGGGUAUGUUUUUUAUCAUAUACACUCACAAAUGCAGGGCUGGCGCAACUGUUAGGCGAACUAGGCAUUCGCCUAGGGCGCCGGCCUGCCACUGUCUGGAGCUGCCUGCCACUGUCUGGGGCUGCAGCGCUGGGUGAGUGGCUCUUCAGCCACCCCCAACGCCGUGCCGAUCCUCAAGGCGCCUGAAGUUGGGGGCGCAGAGAGGAGCCCUGUUACAGGGGGGCCAGGAGGUGGCCAACAAAUGCCAGUGACCGGAGGAGAGGGGGCUGGAGAAGGCAGGCGGCAAGGGAGCUGUUCUUUCAGCCUCUCACUCCUCCUUUGAACGCCCUCUGUGAUGCCAGGAGCUCCGGCAUACUAAACAUCACGCUAGAGGAGUGAGGAGCUGCCCCACACUGGACCCCAGGGAGGUAGGGAGGCUGGAUAGGCCUCAAAAUAUAAAAUUGUGUGUGUGUAUGUCAGUGAGUGUCUGCCUGUGUGUGUGUGUGUGUUUGUCUAUCAGUGAGUGUGUACUUGUUUGACUGUCAGUGUGUGUCUGUCAGUAAAUGAGUGUAUGUCUAUCAGUGAGUGUGUGUUUGUGUGUCUGUCAGUGAGUGAGUGUAUGUCUGUCAGUAAGUGUCUGUGUGUGUGUGUCUGUCAGUGAGUGAGUGCAUGUCUGUUAGUUUCUGUGUGUGUGUGAGUGAGUGUAUGUAUGUUAGUGAGUGUCUGUCUGUGUCUGUCAGUGAGUGUAUGUCUGUCAGUAAGUGUCUGUGUGUGUGUGUCAGUCAGUGAGUGAGUGCAUGUCUGUUAGUUUCUGUGUGUGUGUGUGUGUGUGUGAGUGAGUGUAUGUAUGGAUAGGCCUCAAAAUAUAAAAUUGUGUGUGUGUGUAUGUCAGUGAGUGUCUGCCUGUGUGUGUGUGUUUGUCUAUCAGUGAGUGUGUACUUGUUUGACUGUCUGUCUGUGUCUGUCAGUGAGUGAGUGUAUGUCUGUCAGGGAGUGUGUGUUUGUGUGUCUGUCAGUGAGUGAGUGUAUGUCUGUUAGUGAGGUUUUUGUGUGUGUGUGUGUCUGUCUGCCAGUGUGUGUCUGUCAGUGAGUAAGUGACAUGAGGGGGCGGCAAAAUGGAUCUUUGCCUAGGGCGGCAGAAAUCCUUGCACUGGCCCUGCACAAGUGUUGUAUCAAUUGUUAUAAUUAAAACUUCUUUACACACACAAAACAAAGAAAACACAGUUCAUUGUAGAAUACCCUUGGUCUAAAUUACUUGUCAGAAGAGCUAGCAUUCAUAUUACAGAUGAAUGUUCGACCUUGGAAAACAGAUAUUUACUCUUAUUCUCGAGUCCCAUAUUUUGGGAAUGUGAGUUAUUUAUUUCUGAAACCAAACAGUGAGUCAGUCCAGAGGUUGACUUACUGUAUCAUAUGAUCACUUGGACUUUGGAGCAACUUUUUCCUCCAGUUUUCUCAUACAUUAAUCUGUUUCUGACUUACACGUCACAGAGAUUCAAGAGUUAAUUGGGAGAAAAGAUUGCACAGCAGACUUCACCCCCUUCCAACCAAUCACUGCUUAUGUGUCUGCCUGCAGCCUCAAGGUGCAAGGAUUUAUCACAGCUCACUGCCUGCCACUUUAUAUAAAGAGAGAAACUCAAGUAACAUCAGUCUACUCACUGGGGAGGUAAGUCAUGGAUGGAGGGGGCAAAAUACCUGUAAGAAAAUAAAACAAAACAGACAUAGUAAAAAUUAUAUCGUACAAUGAGAGGGAAAAUAAAGUAGAGAAGUAAAUGUUUAAGAAAGCUAAUUUUUUUUUUUAAAUGUAUUUUUAUAAAAAGAAGAACAAACACAAUAGGAGAACUGUAAAUAGAUUGCAAUGUAUUUGUUCCUAUAUGGUGUUUUUUAUUGAAUUGCCUUAAUUGUUAGAAAGAAAAUCGCAUUCUCGUAGCAGAAUCUCCAAGAUUCAUUUUAAAUUCUUUCUUUUCAGAGUUUUAAAAAGACAAAUUAUGAAGCUGAUUGCCCUCUUGGUGACGAUUGGGCUCCUGGCCGGUGAGUAUUACGUCAAUGUACCAUUUAUAAGCUAUAAAAUUGGAUCAAUAAUACAUUUACUGGCAGAAGAGACAUGGUGGGUUAUUCAAUAAAUUGGGGAUUGUCAGGAAAUCAAAGUGAAUUCAAGUUGAAUUAAAAGUGAAUUCAAAGCAAAUCUCAACUUUAAGAUCAAAGUAGCUAAAUAAGCUAUUCUUAUAGUUCAGAGAGUUUUUCUAUUUUGAUCUUAAAUUUGAAAUUUACUUUGAAUUUAAUUUAAAUUCCCAGCGACUCUCACAUUAGUUAAUAACUCUGUUGUAUGUUCAGCCCAGAAUCUUAUGUCAUGUGUAGUACAUGAAUGCAGUUGUGAACCAUGGCAAGUGAUGAGAUACAUGGGCAGUUGUAGAAAUUGGUGUUGAAUGGACUGUUUUAUAUUUGGGAAGUGGGAUAGAGCUAUAGUGGUAAAAUAUGUCAUGGAGAAUGAUAGCAAGAUUGUGGGGCGAUAAAGAAGCUGAAUAGGGCACAUGGAAAAAGUGAUGGAGAAGACGUAUGAAGGCAUCAUUUUGGGAUGAAAUGGUAAAUCUGUGAAGGCAAACAGAGAAAGAAACAGUAUCUUCUUUUGUAAAAACAAAACAAAAAGCUUUUAAAACAAGAUUGUUUAGAGCAGGAGAAUGUAUUGGAUGAAGACUAUUGAGUAGAUGAAGAAUGAAUGUUAGGGUGUAUAGAAAAAGGUAACAAAGGUAAGAAAGUUUUAAAAAAAGUAUCUGUGUGAUUGCAGUGUAAGGGCAUGGACAAACAGCAAAUAAUUUGGGAUGUAGGUGGUAUUUGUCUGUUAAGAUGUCAGUAAGGGUCAUUGAAGUGUUUAGUGGUGGUAGAUUAUGCCAAAUUAUUAUUGGGAAUACUUAAUAUACAGUGCAGUAUAGCUUCUUCAUAGUGUGCAGUUAUGAAGAACAUUUGUUAGAUAUUUUUUCCUAUUGCUGUCGUCAAUAUAUCUACAUGUCACAUAUACACUAAAUAUACACAAACAUUUCUCACAUGUACACUAAACGAGGAAUUGUAGUGAAUUCAAUCCCGAGUUUUAAAAUUAAUCCUACAGCUCAGGUUGAGAAUUUUUUUUAAAUUAGCUUUUUUGGCUUACAUUUUGAAAAUCUAUUUUUACAGUUCACCAAAAUACAUUGUUUUGUUAAAAAACCAUUGUAUACACCAUGCAUAUGAAGAGUGAUUCUGGGUUCUAUUUCUCAAGGCAAAAAAGGUGCUAUUCUAGGACAAAGUGCUAAAUGCUAAGAAAUAUGUUAUGUGUACCAAACCUUUGCAUUGUCCCUGAAAAACACCUGUUUCUGUUUUGAUAAAUAUGACCCUUUGCUCUUUGCCAAAACAUUUCUCGGUACACACACAUAUAUGUAUAUAUGUGUGUGUGUGUGUGUGUGUGUGUAGUGUCGCUUAGGAUAUAGGAAAAAUACCUACUGUCCUUUUCUUUAUUUAGGGGCCCAAGCCAGAUCUUUGUCCAGAGAUGGCCCCAAGACAAAAUGGGAGACGGCUCUGGAUAGCUUCUGGCAGACACUCAACAAAAUGGAGGAGGCCGCGGAUGAGACCAAAGAAACGAUGAAAGACUCUCCAGUCAGCAAAGAGCUGGAGUAAGUAAUGAUGUAUAAAAUGAUUGAUCGAAUGCUAGAAACCUUUAGUGGGCAUUACCGAACCAGACUGAACUAGGAUAACUAAAGUAGUGAUGAUUAACACGUGGCAUUCUCUCACUCGCUGUGCAUCAUGGUAAAUAUAUUCCACAACAAAUAGGGUGCCACAAGUUAGUGAUCACUGCUAUAGACAUUCAAUCAGUGUAUGCAAUGCUCUGAAUGAUGUGAAAUAUUUAUUAAAUUGUUUAUUUGCAGCAGGUGAUAAUGUAUUUCUUAUGUGUCAGAUUACGUGAACUUACAAGCUGGCUGUAGACCCUAUUGUCUGUUCCAACAAGCAGCUGUGUACUGUAUGUCACCGUCCAGCUGUUACAGAACAGCUGUUGCUGAAAAAUUUGUCCCAAGAACACUCCAAGCACAGUGAACAUUGCAGCAUGCUGUGGUGGUUAUGAUGGCAUGAGAGCCGUGUAGACCACCGCACUCCAUUGUAAUCAGUCAAAACCAUUUAAAACAGUUUGACUUCAAGUCACGUCUCCCAGGCACUGCUCCUCAUCUUCACUACCUCAGCCAAAGAGCUAGUAACUCUCUGACAGAGCUACACCUUGGGGUUUUGGCUUAGCUCAUUGGUUAGUACCUUGUAAACACCAGCAAAGAAGUCAAACCAUUCACAAACAGUUUGACUACUUACUACAGUGUACUGGAGUGAUUAUGGUGCUUGGAGUUGUUCUUUAAAGGAUGAGCUGCCAUGUGCACUGUCUCAGUAACCAAGUCUACAUCUCACCACUAACUGUCAUGGGAGAGUUUAAAGAUGAGUCAGGAAGGGUCAAUGAGGAGCUUACUCACAGUACUGAUUUAGAAUGAAUUGAAAUCCGGAUUGUAAAAUGUGAUAUAAAAUUGUCAAGCUGUGAUUAUACGUGAAAAUGUGUCCAAAUAUUCAAUUUUUGCCUACAGUUUGCCCUUUUGAUUUCAAUUUGCUACAAUUCAGAGAUUAGCGAAUAACACUAUAAAUGUUCAUUUUAUCUUUUGCUUUGUUUAUAAAAUCAACUCCUGUUUAACCCCUUCAGGACACAUGACAUGUGUGACAUGUCAUGAUUCCCUUUUAUUCCAGAAGUUUGUUCCUUAAGGGGUUAAAGCUUAUCUCCUGAGCAGGGUAAGACAGGCAUCUAUGAAAAUACAUAACAUUUUACAUGUACUAAACUGGUUGUUUAAGGAAGACUAUAAGGUUAGGGAUACAAAUAUGCAUUUUUAACGCUUUAGUGUUAUAGUAACAAUUUAAAAGUUUGCUCCCUCCACCUGCCCAUAACUAAUAAAAUAGAGAUUUACACACCCUUAUUCCCCUGUCGCUGGUCUGUGUGAUCAUCAAUCUAUUGUCAAUCCAGCACCAAUCAACAUGUCCUCAAAGAGAUACUUUUACUCAAUGCAUCACUAUGGGUACCAUUCAGGGUCUUCAUGCAGAGCCUGGAGAUGCUGAACAUCGAUUCUGCAAUAUGUGCAGAACCAAACCCAGGAAGACCUUGUCGUGGCUGUCAGACUGACAACCAAUAGAGUUGGCAUUAGGCAGCAGUGUAAACUUUGCAUUUCAUCAGCCUCACUGUUCAGCCUGCAGGGACAGGCUAUUUGCACCUGAACCACUACAUUACGUUGUAGUGGUUCUGGUGGCUAUAGUGUCCCUUUUAGUCCCCCGCUCAUCAUUUCAUGCUAAAACGAGUCACUCACUGCAGGUUACAGUGAUUAAAUAUCAGCAGAUUCACAUGUCUGUGUACUUCCUGUAUGCUUGAAACAUGUUCAUAAAAAAAGAAUGAAUAAAAAACUGUGUGAUCUUUUAUCUGCAGACCAGGCAAUUAUUGUAUUUAUUGAUUGAUCUGUUUAUUUAUUAAAAAGAAAUCUAGUGUUUUGCUCGUGACGAAUUUAGUUACCCAAUUGGUAAACUAAUCAAUACGUAAAUCUGACAUUGUGAUAAAUCUAACAGGAUUAAACAAAAGUAAGACUCCUGAGGAUUUAAAAGCCAAUUUCAAAUUUGAGGCAAAAAAGCAGAACUAGAGAAAUUCCCCAAGUCAGCUGUGCUUCCAGUUUGGCUCUAAAUUUGAAAUUCACUUUGAAUUUCCUAAAAACUCUCACUUUAGUGGAUAAUCUAGUCAUUUAAUUUCUUUACUCGGAAUGUAUUUAACCCACAAGUAACUCUAAACAUUCUGCUUUAAUAACUGUUUUAUGUAAAGGAACCCCCCCCGGGACCACCAUAACAAGUUAAUUGUAUUGACGUUAUUAUGAUGCAAGGAGUUCCCCGGAUAGUGGAUUACCUUAAGGGGUUAAACAGUUAAUAAAUACAUAGUAUUGUGUUCAAAUAUAUUUUCAGAUUCCUGUGUAAAACAUUUUUAUAAUUCAUCCAUUUUCCCUUGAUUCCCUUUCCUAAUGGUCCUUAUAACCUCACAUUGAAUUAUGCCUUUCACCAUUAUAAUAUAAUUUAUUUAUAAAAUAUUUUACCAGGUAAGAUACAUUGAGAUUUCUCUCGUUUUCCUAAGUAUGAAACCGUUCACAGCACUAAAGCAUAGUACCACAUGGCAUGCAACAUUAUUACACCCAUUGUGGCUCCAUAAUGCUUGUUUAUAUAUAUAUAUAUAUAUUUUUUUUUUUUUACUUUCUCAUUGUUAUUAUUUUAUUUACAUUUUAAUUUAAAGUCUCCCUAUAACGCUACCUCCUCCAAUAAAUCUUACUACUCAUUAUAAACUACUCAUUUACUAACAGUGUCAUUGUGACUCGUAGGACAUCAUGGGAGAUAUAGCCCACAACGUUGGCGAUGACUACCUACCGCUGCCAGUAUUUUCAAACUCAGCACAUGCCUUUAUGUUAAAUUAUUCCUUUUAUUUUUACAAUAGCCUGUUAAACUAGCCUGAGACGUUUGUAACAAGUUGGUUAAGCACAUAAAGAGCAAGAGGCAGAUGUUUUUCCUUUUAUAAAACAGAGGAAUUUUCAGUCUGCUCUGACCUGACCCAGUUACGAAACUGCGGCACUGUGUAACUCUCGCAAUACCUUCAUGAUCAGUGCUUACACGGCAUGUGGGGGCCAAGCUCUGCAGGCCAUGUGCCCUGCAGGGCACAGAAAUAAAACCCCUUAAUCAGCACUUUUACUUACCAAAACAUCCAAUAAUCAAUGGAAUGUAAUAAUGGAAGAAGCUAGUCAGGACAGGACAUGUGUGCAAAUGAGUUUUGCUUCUCUGUAUGGCCUAAGGGGGUAAACUAUACUAGAUUUUACAUUGGAAUGCCAAACACAGGCUUGUUAGAAUCUCUCUUCAACAUCCCUCAUUCCGCCUGUUACUGUCUCAAAAGCAAUUAGUCUCUUUUCUUUGUACACCACAGAAUAUUAUGUGGGUGCACUUCCUGUCCCUUACAUUUAAAUUUCUCUUUUCGAUAUUUCCACUUCUUUUUCUUAUAAAUCUACCAGACUUUAUAGCGAAUAUAUCUCUUCUUAAUUAUUCACUGAAUAAAAUGUUUCAGCUUGUGUCCUAUUUAACUCCUCUCAUUGCUCCAUUAACCCGCUGUAACUGGCCAAGUCAUUUCUGUGUAGAACACAUACUUUAAGUGCAAAAUGGCUGGUUACAGUGUCUUGAUACGUAUGAUGGGAAUUGCUCAGUAACAAAAUUUCAUGCAUUGUACAACUCUCUCUGCAACACCAAUUUCCUAUUUUUAGUUUGCGCCCACCCCAUAUAACACCAAUCAGCCAUUCCCAGCGUGCUCUCUCUUCAUAUAACACCAACCAUUCAUUUGCAAUAUUCUUACUCUAUCUAUAAAACAAAUUAAAAACAUGUCCAUUUCUUAUACAAACUCUUUUCUGUUUAUUUUGAUGUAUUCUUCAUUGCACUUAUCUACGAUAUCUUCUUGUUUUUUUUUGUCAUCAAUGUGUCAAUGCAUAAAUUAAACCACAUUUCAUUACCAAUAUGUGCCUCUCCCUUUUAAAAUAAGUCAAAUAUUUUAAUACUCUCAGCUCAACAGACCUUUUUUUUCCUUUAACACCAAUUAUUUUUUUACCAUAUUCUACAUCUUUCCAUAACACCAAUAAUCUGUUUGUGAUUGUGUACUAAAGAAAUAUGUUUUAUAUGCACUGUCAAGAUGUCAAUGAUAGUUAAACUCACCACAGUUAUUUGUCAUCAUUAGUUGCCCUUUCCCCUUGAAAUAUAAAUAUUCUAAUUUCCAUUUCACGUGUCUUUUUUUUUUUUCAGUGGCCUUAUCAAAGAUACUAUGGAGGAGCUGAGCAAUUAUGCUAGUGAUAUAAAGAGCAACGUUGGCCCCAUGGCUCAGGAUGCGCAAGAAAAAUUCACUGAAGAAAUUUCUGCCCUGGCAGAUAAGCUGAAAUCAGACAUGGAAGACACAAAGACCAGGGCAAUUCAGUACUCGGGAGACUUGCGCAUGAUGUUUGACCAAAACAUUGAAGAUGUCCAAGGGAAAAUGAGCAUGUACAUGAAAAAGCUGAAGAAACGUCUUAGCAAGGACACUGAGGAUCUGAAGAAGAAACUUAGCCAGUAUGGGGAUGAUAUCCGCGGCAACACUGAAAAAAAAGUAGAGAGCCUCCGAAAAGCAGUCGAGCCUUAUGUAACCAACCUCAAGGAAAAAGGAGAGCAACGUCUCCAAUCUCUGAAGGAUGCCAUGGAUGAGCAAGGGAAAGCACUCAGAGAUAGGUUUGCCUCUGUGGCCAAAGAUGUUCAAAAUAAAGUGAAGAAGAUGGCCUCUGAUGUCAAAUCCAGUGUGGACAAGUUAUCGGAUCAGGUAAAAAAAUGGUUUAACCCCUCCGUAGAAAGCCUCCGCAACUCAUUGCAAAACUUGGCCAAGAGCUUACAGCCUAAGUAAAGAUCAGACAAUUCUAUGUAUAAUUUCAACUUCAACAAGAAACAUGGUAUCCACCACCAAGAAUCUGCAGCUAAAGGUGGUUCAGUAAUGUUGGGAUUUUCCAUAUUUAGCAUGUCAAUAUACAAGUUUGAUUUUAUGUCAGAUAACACGCUUGACUUGAUUAGCCUCAUAUUAUGGAUACUAUGGAGGGGCACAGCAAACUGAUGACAAGUAUUUGAAGGUCAAAUUCACGGUUCUGGACUGGUCAUCAAACUCAUCUUUGAUGUGAAUGUGUCAAACUCUAAAGCCACUGAUGACCUGAAGAGUAAGAUCAACUUUACAGCUGAGAAAUGCCAUAAAGCUCAGUUUAAGUGUGAGGAAUCAAUCUCCAAAGUUAUUAGAUUAUGGGGCAAACAUUGAUGCCAUGUGUAACAACUCUAUUCAGUCAUAUGUUACACACAUACUCAAACAAAGUACCUUAAUAGAAGCCUUAAGUCAAAAACACAAGAACUUACAAGUUCAAUACACAACCCUCAAAAAUAAUUUUUUUUUGCUGUGGAUAGUAAUUAUGUAAGAAAAUAUAGCCUAGGGACAAGCAGUGAACACAUUCCUUACCUUCAAGGUAUCAUUUGAAGAAACAGCUGGGACCUUCAAUGACAAAGUGGACGUGUAAGACUAAUUACUGUCCUACAUACCCAACUUGUGAUUUUACUAAAUAACCCAUCUCUAAUUUGUAACACGAACUAUAUAGCUUAUUCUUCAUCUCGCAUACAUAAAGAAUAUUGCCUUUGACAUUUUCUCUACAUACCACAUGUUCCAUAAAUAUAUAUUUGUUUAUUUUCUUAUGUUUAUUUUUCUAUAUCUGCUUAACUAUGUAGCAUUAAAUGCCGAAUGUCUCAUUUUUGUCUGGGUGCUGUUAAACAUAUUAUUGGCUAAUGCAAUGUCAUUUUUGUUUAAUGAAAAUAAAAGGUUGAUCUUCUCUCCAACAUGGUAGAAUUUGUUUUUUUUUUAAGGGGAUAUGACAGAAAUGCACAAAAAUUUUACAUGAAUAUCAGGAGUAUCUAAAAUGUUCUUAG
Messenger RNA from Pelobates cultripes (western spadefoot toad), 27113 nucleotides. Lineage: Eukaryota; Metazoa; Chordata; Amphibia; Anura; Pelobatidae. The record is from the annotation of a GenBank genome assembly.